This is a messenger RNA of Anolis sagrei ordinatus, 2741 nucleotides long. It is a transcript of the gene PTGER1, whose product is annotated as prostaglandin E receptor 1. Gene Ontology annotation, cellular component: plasma membrane. NCBI's taxonomy places the organism in Eukaryota, Metazoa, Chordata, Lepidosauria, Squamata, Anolidae. Gene Ontology annotation, molecular function: thromboxane receptor activity; prostaglandin E receptor activity. The record is from RefSeq and is a predicted model, not a curated record. Gene Ontology annotation, biological process: inflammatory response; positive regulation of cytosolic calcium ion concentration; adenylate cyclase-activating G protein-coupled receptor signaling pathway.
GUGUAGGGAGUGGACUUGGGACCUGGAGCCCGGAGAGGACUUGGCUGAAGCGGGAGUCGCGGAGAUCUAGGAAGCCCGGGACUUGCAGAAGAUGUGUUCAUCUGGAGGCAGCCACUGACAGGAUGUUUGCCAUCCAUUUUUCCAAUGCUUCCCAGGCACUACCAACCACACACCCGGUGAACAAUUCCUCAAGCUACACUGUGCUGGAAAAGUCCCCGUCUUCUCCUGCUUUCCCUAUUUUCUCUAUGACUCUGGGAGCCGUCUCCAACAUUGUGGCCUUGGUUAUCCUGGUGCAAUCCUAUGCCCGUUUUCGACGUCGCUCCAAAGCCACUUUCCUUCUUUUUGCCAGUAGUCUGGUGAUCACUGACCUAGCAGGCCAUGUCAUCCCCGGUUCCUUUGUGUUGCAUCUGUACGCCACGCGGCGUGGCUGGGCAGCCAUGGACCCUUCUGGAGCCCUCUGCCAGUUUUUUGGAGCCUCUAUGGUAUUCUUCGGACUCUGCCCUCUUUUCUUGGGUUUUAUCAUGGCGGUGGAGCGCUGCGUGGGCAUCACCCGCCCUUUGUUGCAUGCUGCCUUGGUCACUCCAAGACGGACAAAACUUUCCUUGCUAGGAUUGUGGGCUGCUGCUCUAGCUAUUGCCCUGAUGCCCCUCUGUAGGUUUGGGACCUAUGUUAACCAGGCCCAGGGUGCUUGGUGUUUCAUCAAGGCACAGAAGGUGGAAGCAUGGCCAGAGGUGGCCUUUGCCUUACUCUUCUCCUUACUGGGCUUGGCCUCGCUGCUUGCCUCCCUGAUCUGUAAUACGUUCAGUGGACUCAUCUUAGUCCGGGCUCGGCUCCGUGGGCAACGCAAAUGUGGGCAACGUCGAGCCAAGGCCCAUGACAUUGAGAUGGUGGUGCAGCUGGUGGGCAUCAUGGUGGUUUCCUGCAUCUGCUGGAGCCCCUUGCUGGUCUUUGUCAUUUUAUCAGUGAGCAACUCCCAUGGAGAUCUGGAUUAUGGCAAGCUGCUGUUCCUUGGAGUGCGCUUGGCUUCUUGGAACCAGAUCCUGGACCCUUGGGUGUACAUUCUGCUGCGGCGUGCUGUGUUGCGCAAGAUCCUUGCUGUACUUCUGCGGCGCUCUACUGCCAAGGGGAUCCGCUUUGACCGUUGGGAGGCCAGCUCCUUCCAAAGCUCAGAGCGUAGUGUUGCUGCUGGCCGCAUGUAGCAUGGAUUAGACUGCUAAAGAUUGUACAAGGAGCACUUUGCCCAGAGCCUCUGUGGAAAUCCUGCAGAACAGUCUCACUGGCGUCCAACAUCUGGGUGCUUUGGCUGGUGGUGCUCCAGUAUGGGGGACAAAGGAGCCAUUAUGCACUUCUUGGUUUACACUAGCACAAAAGGGGUGUCUGUGGGACCCAAAGCUGAGGGAGCAGAGUGUGGUGUUGGCCAGGUUGGAAUUUCCUUGUGAAUAAGAGGCACCUUUUGAGUAACUUGCCAAGGAAUGUUGUAACCCUUUUGUAGGGAAAGGUCAUUACUGGGUGGCGAGUGAGGAUGUGUUCAGAUUUCAAAAGGUCCUAGGAUCAAUUCCUGGCCCCUGAGUUAUGCAAGGCCUGGGAAAAAGCUCCACUUCAAGUCUUGGAAAACCACCAGUAUUUAAAAAAUAUUCUUGGCUGCAUAAAGCAACAAUAAUGACUCAUUGCAAAUCAGUUUUGCAUUUUCUGGCAAUGAUGGGGAAGAAUGCCAUGAUUCAGUAUAUACUGAAUGCAGGCAAUGCUUCCUAAUGCAAGCUGUGAACCCUUGCUUGAGAUCUUUAUAGCUGUUAGGGCCAAAGUUCAAAGUAGCAGGAUGCUGGUGGUCCAGAGCAGGUUGCCAUCUCUGACUUCCUUGUAGGAUUCAAUUGCAGCCUCUCCAGAGAGCAAGGGACAUUCGUGGAUUGGUUCCAAAUCUAACAGAUGGCAGUGGUAGCCCAAAAGGUGACCCUGAUUUAGCAUCCUUCCUUUUGCUACUUGGUUCAGGCAGUUUAUUUUCCAGAUGCAGGUGUGGGACAUUUUGAGCAUUCUGCUGCACCUGCUGCCUUGCAAUGCUCUGGUCACUCGGACCUCAUCAAGUCCUUUCCACAUCCCAAUGAAGAGGCUGCUGAAUUUCUGUGCUGUGCAUGGAAAGCCAGACAUAGCACUUUGCAACUCUCUUGUGCAAUAGAGGCAAUCUGUAUAAGUGUCCUUGUACCCACCUUUCACACUGUGCUAGGUGCUGUGCAUGAAUCUGUUGAAGAGGGCAGCUCUAGGGCACAUGGGUGGCAUUUCUUGAGAUGCAAAUGUGGGCAUUCCAGGAAGCCCCUGCAUAGGUGAAGUGGGCUAGAAAUGUACUCCCCAAAAACACCUAAAGGUUAUCUUGCACCCUUAAAGGCUUUGCACUUUGGAGAAAAAAGCCUUCCAAGCUUGGUGGGUUCCUAUGGCAUAGUGGGAGAACACUAUUGGGCCCUGCAUGUAUCUCACUCAGGUGGGGGCUGUUGAGAAGUUUGCACCUUUUCGGAAGAGUGGGCCUGAUUGAUGGACUAACUGUUGGGUGCCUGUGGAUAUCAACAAAUUUGUACUCUCAGAUGCUGCAGACUGGCUCCUGGACUGUGGUGCCAGGGAUGCAAGGAUCUGGAGCAGAUAGCUCUGCAGACUCUAGGAGGAGCUGCAUCUGGGGCAUCCUAGGACUCUGGCCUAUGAGCAUUGUUCAUUAGCGCUGGUCGCUUGGCAAUAAAGCAAACCUGAAGAGUACCCUG